AUGAGCAUUGGUGAUAAAAGUUUAAAUGAGUUGGGCGACUUCUUAUUGAGCAAGUGCUCAGAUAACGUCAAGAUUGAUAAAGAAUAAAUCUUUAGUGCGCUGAAAGAAUUCAAAGAGUUUAACAAAGCAAAGGAAGUUGAUAACUUGAGCCAAAAUAAAAUAAAAGUGAAGAAUGUAGAGGUUAGCAGUGGCAUGAAAAAGGUUGCAAAUAGUGGGUUAAAUAGGUAGAAAAUCGAAAAGAUUUAAAAAGUACUCGAGCAAAAGAAUCAAAGGUAGCUGGAGUUGAUUAACGAGUACAGGUCAUUCAAGGAUUAACUGGAGAGGAACAAACUGCGUGGCGCUGAUAAUGAUGAUGAUGAAGAUGAUCAGGACGAGGACAGAUAACAUCAGGGCAAUGGGAGCUAGGAGGCGGCACGUAUACCCUGUCUCAAGUAAGAUUGCAAAAAGUCUUACGGUACGUUUAAGGCGAGAAAGCUGCACAUUAUCAACAAGCAUAAGAUGCUUGCUGUGAAACUUGACUAUAUCAAGUACAUUUGUGAAGUAUGUGAGGACUAUACUUCGAAUGACUUCGAUGCCUACAAGGAUCACGAGGAGGGCUGCGCGAUGGAGCAGUCUAAGGUACUAGGGCUUUAGGGCAUUCACUUCGAUAAUGAGCUCAAGCUGACUAAAGAGCAAAACUAAAUGCUUUAGCAAGCAAAAAAGUUCAACUGA
Molecule: messenger RNA, 711 nt
Organism: Tetrahymena thermophila SB210
Lineage: Eukaryota; Ciliophora; Oligohymenophorea; Hymenostomatida; Tetrahymenidae
Exons: 2
Source: RefSeq, a predicted model, not a curated record